UUUUCAUAAUGUUAUAUUCAAGUUUAAAAAAUAUACCAAAAUCCUAAAAUAUGUUAUUGACAUUAAACAGCAGGAAACGACAGAUGCUCCAAUGGGCGGCUGUUAGUCUAGUGGCGAAGGCGUUCGCCCGUUACGCUGAUGACCCCGGUUCGAUUCCCUACAUUGGUGCAUAGCAGGAAACCCAGUCUUCUCUGUCCCCGCGGGUUUGAAGGAUAUUGCUGGAGUGGAGUUAAACACGACUAACUCACCCACUCAACACUAUGCUCGUGGAAUCCGAAGUAGAAAAGAGUGCAUGAUUGCAGGAGAUGCUGAAGCGUGAAGCUGCUCGUUGAGUCACCGGUGAGAACGUUGCCCACAAGAAUAUGACGAGUGCAAAUGACUAGGAGACCGGGAGGUAUGUCUGCAGCUGUUACCAUGGAGAAGUCCCGGUCUGCUGCAGCACAGGAGGCGGAUGUAUAUCUGUAGCUGUUGCCAUGGAGAAGUCCCAGUCUGCUGCAGCACAGGAGGCCGGGGGGUAUAGCUGCAGCUGUUGCCAUCGAGAAGACUCAUUCUGCUGCAGCAGAGGAGGCCGAGAGGUAUAGCUGCAGCUAGUGCCACGGAGAAGACCCAGUCUGCUGCAGCACAGGAGGCCGAGAAGCAACUGCAGCUGCUGCUAAACUGGCCGUUGAAUACGCUGCUGCUGACGUGAGGUAUAACUGCAGCUAGUGCCAUGGAGAAAAACCAGUCCGCUGCAGCGCUGGAGGCCGAGAGGUAAAGCUGUAUCUGUUGUCAUGGAGAAGACCCUGUCUGCUGCAGCACAGGAGGCCGGGAGGUAUAUCUGCAGCUGUUACCAUGGAGAAGUCCCGGUCUGCUACAGCACAGGAGGCCGGGAGGUAUAGCUGCAGCUGUUGCCAUGGAGAAGACCCUGUCUGCUGCAGCACAGGAGGCCGGGAGGUAUAGCCGCAGCCGUUGUCAUGGAGAAGUCCCAGUCUACUGCAGCACAGGAGGCCGGGGGGUAUAGCUGCAGCUGUUGCCAUGGAGAAGACUCAUUCUGCUGCAGCAGAGGAGGCCGAGAGGUAUAGCUGCAGCUGUUGCCAUGGAGAAGACCCAGUCUGCUGCAGCAAAGGAGGCCGAGAAGCAACGGCAGCUGCUGCUAAACUGGCCGUUGAAGACGCUGCUGCUGACGUGAGGUAUAACUGCAGCUGUUGCCAUGGAGAAAAACCAGUCCGCUGCAGCGCAGGAGGCCGAGAGGUAAAGCUGCAGCUGUUGCCAUGGAGAAGACACAGUCUGCUGCAGCACAGGAGGCCGGGAGGUAUAACUGCAGCUGUUGCCAUGGAGAAGACACAGUCUGCUGCAGCACAGGAGGCCGGGAGGUAUAUCUGCAGUUGUUGCCUUGGAGAAGACCCAGUCUGCUGCAGCACAGGAGGCCGUGAGGUACAGCUGCAGCUGUUGCAAGGGAGAAGACACAGUCUGCUGCAGCACAGGAGGCCGAUAGGUAUAGAUGCAGCUGUUGCCAUGGAGAAAACCCAGUCUGCUGCAGCACAGGAGGCCGAGAGGCAACGGCAGCUGCUGCUAAACUGGCCGUUGAAGACGCUGCCGCUAACAUGGCUUAUGAUGAAGGCGUUGCAGCCGUUGCGGUCUCAAAUGUUGAAUAAACAGUGAUGGUGGAUACGAGUGAGUAGAACUCUUGACCCCAGCAGUGUCAAUUCGGAGGAUGUCCAUUUCUAGUGUUUGAAUGACAUUGUUAUAUACUUGUUACAAGUGCUGCUCAAUAAACAGUGAUGUGGAAUAUA
Molecule: messenger RNA, 1772 nt
Organism: Haliotis rufescens (red abalone)
Lineage: Eukaryota; Metazoa; Mollusca; Gastropoda; Lepetellida; Haliotidae
Exons: 2
Coding region: 1015-1641 (208 amino acids)
Source: RefSeq, a predicted model, not a curated record